UACAUUAAAAUACACUCUACGUGUUUGAUUUUGGUGAGUACGUGAGAAAGUUUGUGAGUACUUCCUGAAAUUCUGAAAGUUCUCUGUAUUAUUGCUUAUUGCAAAUACUCUGACUCUACCACGGAAAGGAGUGAAAGAGAUAGAGAUUGAAAGACAGAGAAAAAUCGUAGUGAAAGAGGAAAAGAGAGAGGAAGAUUAUGAACGCUGCGAGUGGCUACACUAUAUUACAAGAAAAUUUACUUAAAUAUUUAUCGUGUUCCUAGAAUUGUUGUCAUUAAGAAUACGAUAAAGUUAAGGUGAAAAUCGAUAAAUUCAUAGAUAUUUUUAUUUUGAUUGUGAUGGCGAGAGGUUGGCGUCAAGAAUGCGGUAACAGGAGUGGGAGAUUGUAGUAAAAACAAUGCUGGAUCGCUAAGCAAUUCUACGUUGUUACAAAACAGGAGUACUAUAAAAAAAAGUCAUAGCUAUAACUUACAUAUUACAGUAUUUUUAACAUGGAUGAUGAAGAAGGAUCAUCAAGUUCUGGACCUAUGUCUUCAUUGAACAGUUUAUUUUCAUUUACUAGUCCUGCUGUGAAAAAGCUGCUUGGUUGGAAACAGGGUGAUGAAGAAGAAAAAUGGGCAGAAAAAGCAGUUGACUCUUUAGUUAAAAAAUUAAAAAAAAGGAAAGGUGCAAUAGAAGAAUUAGAACGCGCUUUAAGUUGCCCAGGCACACCUAGUAAAUGUGUAACAAUUCCAAGAAGUUUAGAUGGCAGAUUGCAAGUAUCACAUCGCAAAGGUUUACCACAUGUAAUUUAUUGUAGAGUAUGGAGGUGGCCAGAUUUGCAAUCACAUCAUGAAUUGAAACCAUUAGAAUUAUGUCAGUACCCCUUCUCUGCAAAACAAAAAGAAGUUUGCAUUAAUCCUUACCAUUAUAAAAGAGUGGAAAGUCCAGUAUUACCACCAGUACUGGUUCCUAGACAAUCAGAAUAUGCACCUGGACAUUCAUUGUUACCAUUUCAACAAAUAGCAGAACCAACAAUGCCACACAAUGUAUCCUACUCUUCCAGUGGAUUUAAUGCUGGAUCUACUGGUGGUGUAAAUCCAACAUCACCUAUGUCUUCUGUUGGGUCUGUUCCUAGUCCAGGAAGUACAACAUCACCAAAUCCACAAAGUCCAUAUGGUACCAAUGGGUUACCAGAAACUCCUCCACCAGCAUAUUCUCCACCUGAAGAUGGUUCACAACCUGGACAAUCACCACCACCUGAUCCAGUAGCAAUGGAUACAAGUGGAUCAGCUGAAGUAGCUCCAGUAUGUUAUCAGGAACCACCUUAUUGGGCCUCCAUUGCAUAUUAUGAAUUAAAUUGCAGAGUGGGUGAAGUUUUUCAUUGUCAUUCUCACUCUGUUAUUGUGGAUGGCUUUACAAAUCCAAGCAACAAUUCUGAUCGUUUUUGUCUUGGACAGCUGUCCAAUGUAAAUCGUAAUUCUACUAUUGAAAAUACAAGAAGACAUAUAGGCAAAGGAGUACAUCUAUAUUAUGUAGGUGGUGAAGUUUAUGCAGAAUGUCUUUCUGAUUCUGCUAUAUUUGUGCAAUCUAGAAAUUGUAAUCAUCAUCAUGGAUUUCAUCCUAGUACAGUUUGUAAGAUUCCACCAGGAUGUUCAUUAAAAAUAUUUAAUAAUCAGGAAUUUGCACAACUACUUUCACAAAGUGUUAAUCAUGGUUUUGAAGCAGUCUAUGAAUUAACAAAGAUGUGUACUAUAAGAAUGUCAUUUGUUAAAGGAUGGGGUGCUGAGUAUCAUCGACAAGAUGUUACAUCCACUCCCUGUUGGAUUGAAGCACACUUACAUGGACCUUUACAGUGGUUGGAUAAAGUGUUAACACAAAUGGGUUCUCCUCAUAAUGCUAUAAGUUCUGUAUCAUAAUUUGUGCUUCAUGUUUAAUAGCGAGGAGAAAAAAAUAGUGAAAUGUAGGAAAAACCUGAUGAUUCAAGAGCAGUUUUUAAUAUUACAUAGUGCGAUAAUAGUAUAGGUAUAA
Habropoda laboriosa is the source of this 2010-nucleotide messenger RNA. It is a transcript of the gene Mad, whose product is annotated as protein mothers against dpp. The record is from RefSeq and is a predicted model, not a curated record. Lineage: Eukaryota; Metazoa; Arthropoda; Insecta; Hymenoptera; Apidae. The transcript has 3 exons. Gene Ontology annotation, cellular component: heteromeric SMAD protein complex. Gene Ontology annotation, molecular function: RNA polymerase II cis-regulatory region sequence-specific DNA binding; I-SMAD binding; DNA-binding transcription factor activity, RNA polymerase II-specific. The coding region runs from base 492 to 1898 and encodes 468 amino acids. Gene Ontology annotation, biological process: regulation of transcription by RNA polymerase II; transforming growth factor beta receptor signaling pathway; SMAD protein signal transduction.